Molecule: messenger RNA, 1833 nt
Organism: Ectocarpus siliculosus
Lineage: Eukaryota; Phaeophyceae; Ectocarpales; Ectocarpaceae
Source: the annotation of a GenBank genome assembly
AUGGUGUGCGGGGGCUUGCUUAUUAUCAUGUCUGCCAUUACCCUGCUCGCUUGUAAGAACCUGGCGCGUCCUCGUCCCUCUUUCCCAGCAGAAGAACCAGGGACAGAGGGACGAGGUGUUAGCCAAGUCACUGCUUCGGCACGAAGUAACCUGCUUCUCUCGGAGCAGCAGCAGCAGCAGGAGGAGGAGGAUAGUGCUAGCGGGCAACCGCACGUGAUAUUUAUCCUGAUCGACGAUGUCGGUACGAACGACAUGGGCUACCGAAGCACGGAUCUUUGGGAGCUGACGCCAUUCUUGGACUCCCUGGCCUCGAGUGGGGUUGUCCUCGACAACUACUACACGAAUCAGCUCUGUACCCCCUCCCGGGCGUCGCUGAUGACCGGCCGCGACAGCUUCCGCACCGGGAUGCAACACGGCAUUGUCGACUACUCUGCUCCGUGGGGUCUGCCCUUCGAAGAAGUGACCCUUGCCGACAGGUUUAAGGCCGCUGGGUACUCCACUCACAUGACCGGUAAAUGGCAUCUGGGCGUGUUUUCUGACGCGAGCUACCCGUUUUCGAGGGGAUUCGACACGUUCUUGGGGUACACCGGCGGUGGCGAAGGCUACUACAAUCACUCCACAUGUUUCACCCCUACGUUUGAGGGAGGGGAGUAUUCGUGCCUCAAGGACUUCGGGUACGGCGACGAGGACGGCUACAUUGACUACACCACCAAUACCACCAAAGAGGGUCCUGCGAUGGUGGACAACUACAGCACGACCAUCAUGACGGACCGUGCUAUCGAUGUCGCUAGGGAGCACACGGGAACAGCUUCCUCCGAUGAUCCACUGUUUUUAUACGUGGCCUACCAGGCGGCGCACACGCCACUGGACGCACCCCCGCCGGGCACGUUCACGGAGGAGGAAGAGGAGACCCUGGCAAGGGUGGUCUCCGACGAACCCGACCGCCAUGUUUUCGCUCGUAUCAUAUACUACCUUGACAAGGAGGUGCGCAGGCUUCACGACGCGCUCGAAGCCCUCGGCGUCCUGGACAACGCCGUGAUCGUGCUAGCCAGCGACAACGGUGCUUGCUCGUCCUCGGGGGGAUCCAACCACCCCCUGAGGGGGUUCAAGAACACCACCUUCCAGGGGGGGGUCCGUGUACCAGCGUUCGUGUACUCCAAGUCGACAGAGCUGAUACCGGAGGAGGCGAGGGGGACAACAUACUCUGGAAUGAUGCACUCCACCGACUGGACCCAGACGUUAGGCCGUGUUGUUCCGGGACUCCCGCUGGCUGGGAUGGGGAAGGAGCUGAGCGGCUUCGACCAAUGGGACGCCAUCGUGGGCAGGCGGUCUGCAGAGGAAGGGCCCGUCCGCACGGAUAUGGUUCUGGGGCGCAACAGCUUCACUUUCGACACCGACACGGCGGAGAUGGUGAAGAGAGCUAGUCCGUGGGGUGCCUAUAUUCACGAUGGCUGGAAGCUGAUUCUGCAAGAAAGCUGUGUCCUCUGGGAGACCAGCAAGGGAAGCUACCCUGAUCCGGACACGGUGGAGUGUUCCCCAAACGACGAGUGCACGUGCAUCAGCCUAUGCGAUGGCCCGGUGUAUGACUUUCUCUUCCACAUAGACGCAGACCCUUUGGAGACGGGAGAGCUCCCCACUCCGAAGCUGAUAUACGAUGGCGAUACCUACCACCAGGAGAACCUGGUGGAGACGAUGCCCGACAAGUUUGCCGACAUGAAAGCAAGAUUCGAGUUGGCCACAAAGGACGAGGUGCACCCUGCCUAUAAGCCCGAGGAGCCGAUGGGGUUCGCGAAAUGGCAAGACUUCAACACCUGGGUGGUUGCCUGGCAAUAG